Myripristis murdjan (pinecone soldierfish) is the source of this 1489-nucleotide messenger RNA. RefSeq names its product transmembrane protein 26-like. The record is from RefSeq and is a predicted model, not a curated record. The transcript has 6 exons. The coding region runs from base 7 to 912 and encodes 301 amino acids. NCBI's taxonomy places the organism in Eukaryota, Metazoa, Chordata, Actinopteri, Holocentriformes, Holocentridae.
UCGAUCAUGUUCUUCAGGUUCAUUUGCGCGGUGGUGACCAGGUCUUUCUUUAUCUUAAUCUCUCUCAUAGGGGUAUGGGGAGUGGUGCUGGUAAAGAAAAAUGGACUUUACUGGUUUCUCACCAUUCUCUACUUGCCUCUGGUGGCUGAAAUGAUCCUGACCCUGAAGAGAAGGCAGGGGAAGGAUUACAAGUGGUUUUCUCCUGCCAUCUUCUUCUUCCUCAUCAGCAUCAUCCCGUCACUGUGGAUCCUAGAGCUUCACCACCAGGAGAACAAAUCCACUGACUCACGGUGUGAUAAAAUCGACUCGCGUCUGUUCAAUAUAUUGAGGAAUUCAACCAAUGGCACCGAGGCCCUCAAGCUCCUCCAGAGCAUCGCCAGCCCGCUGUCCUCGGUGUGCGCCAAUGACUGGAUCCUGGCCCUGCACCAGAUCCUGCUGAUCCUGCUGAUCCUGGGCAAGUGGGUGCUGCCAGCUGGUGAGGGGCUGACCAGAGACCAGCUCUCCCAGUUACUGCUCAUAUUUGUGGGCACCGCCGCCGACAUACUGGAGUUCACCUCUGAAACCCUGUCCGACGUGAAGGAUAACAGUCCCAUCAUGGUGUACAUCAUCCUGGGAGUGUGGACUUGGAGCAUGCUGCAGUUUCCACUGCAUCUGUCAGUUAUGGGUGCUUCCUCGGACGAGCUCUCGGACGCCAGCGCCUCUCUCUUCUCUCGCCUCAGGACUGAUAUCUGGAGCACGGUGGAGGCCUUGUUCAUCCAGGACGGGCCUUUCCUGGUGGUCCGCCUCACCGUCAUGAUCUACUUCGGCGUGGUCCACCAGAUGCUGAUCUUCUUCGCCAUCAAAAACUUCCUAGUUGUCAUUCUCAACAUCUACCGGCUCUUUGUCCUCAUCCGUGAUCACAAGGCCUCCUGAGUUUAGUUGUACAACAGAUUAACAAUGAAUGAUGGUGACAAAUGGAUUUCAUUCUUCAGGGCUCACAAACUUUGAAAUUUUCAUUUAUUUGCACAGAUUGUCUUCCUCUAAACUUGAUUACACAUGUUAAGGAUGGGGCAGAGGGCAGUAAGAGGUUGAUAGGAAAAAAGGCAUGCAAACUAUAACAUUUGCAUUUUUGGAAAUGUCCAUAGUGCUCGACAGUGAGGGAGCGGGUGGGGGUGCGGAGUUUUGCUUGAAGACAAAGGACACAGCAGGCCUUGUGUAAACAGUGCAUACACAUAAAAAACCUGUGUAUGACUGUUUCCACACUUUGGAUGUAUACAUAGUUAACUUGACAUGAGAAUGUGAGAAUGUGUGGUCCUGCAUGCAAACUUUAUAUCAGUGGUAUUCAACGCUGGGCUGGGUUCUUGAGGGGCUUCCAGGGAUCCUCAGCCAAAUGUUUGAUUAGUAGUGUGGAGUAGUAAUAGUUUUGAUUUUGAAAAUAUUUUGUUCGCUAGAAUUUAUGAUGCAGAAAAUGUGUGAUGGAUAAUUUCAACACUUUCUUCUUUCAGGUUCA